Molecule: messenger RNA, 2312 nt
Organism: Dicentrarchus labrax (European seabass)
Lineage: Eukaryota; Metazoa; Chordata; Actinopteri; Moronidae
Gene: hoxb6b
Product: homeobox B6b
Exons: 3
Coding region: 916-1662 (248 amino acids)
Biological process (GO): anterior/posterior pattern specification; regulation of transcription by RNA polymerase II
Cellular component (GO): nucleus
Molecular function (GO): DNA-binding transcription factor activity, RNA polymerase II-specific; RNA polymerase II cis-regulatory region sequence-specific DNA binding
Source: RefSeq, a predicted model, not a curated record
CCUGGUGUUGAAUGAGAAAUCAGGAGCUUUUUUUAAAAAAAGAGUGAAACACCAACAUUAUCUGCUCUCGAUGUGGAUUCAUCGAUACUUGUGAUUGGUUUUUUUGAGGGCGGGGCGGUUUCUGGGCAGCUGUGUGGAUAAAUACUGAGUUUUAUUCGUGUGUUUAUUAGUUACAGUAGAUUAUUUAACGGGAUGGAAGUGAAGGUUAGAGGAAGAGGAGGAGGAGGAGGAGGAGGAGGAGGAGAGGGAGACGGUGUUCGCCUGCAAUUUGUGCGUAAAUGGAAAUAAUGCGCAAAUUGUUUCUAUUGCGAUGUUUUUUUUUGGUCUUUUUGCAUUAUGUGUGUGUGUGUUAGAGAGUGAGUGUGUUUGUGUGUGUGUGUGUGUGUGUGUGUGUGUGUGUGUGUGAGAGAGAGAGAGAGAGAGAGAGAGAGAGAGAGAGAGAGAGAGAGAGAGAGAGUUGUUUGUUUAUUACGGAGGAGAAGAAGUCCGUCUGUUUUUCCGGACAAUAUUUGCAUAAAACUAAAAGUUAUAACGCAAACAGUUCUCCUUUUAUAUAGCAUAUUGUAGUUGUUGUUGUUGUUGUUGUUUUUAGUGUAUAUGUAUUUUCUAUAAGUCGCAGCAUCUGUGUGUGUGAGCGUGCGUAAAGACCGACAGGCUCGAGCGCUUCAUUUCGAUUCACCGGGGACCCCUGCGCGCAACAAGAGCCCCCCAUGGGUGCAAUAGUGCAAGCACAGACGGCGGUGAUUGGCCAGAGGUUGAUCAGAUGGUACACUUCCCCUCUGUAUUCAGUGGCACCUCACAACCCCCCCUUUCAGCAAAAACCAAAUCUCGGAUAAAGUAAUGGCAAAACCACUUGGACUAUAAAAGACAACAAAUCAUAUUCCUCCGGAGUAUAUACACCCCGUUGUCCACCCAAUGAGUUCCUAUUUUGUUAACUCAACUUUUCCCGUGUCUCUACCGGGAGGACAGGACUCUCUCCUGGGUCAGAUACCGUUAUAUUCCUCGGGAUACACCGAUCCGUUAAGACACUACUCCAACGCGGCCACAUAUGGAGCAGCGGCGAACAUGCAGGAGAAGGUUUACCCGGCGUCCUACUACCAGCAAACGGGCGCGGCGGCGGCUGCGGCCAUCUACGGCCGGGCCGGCGGCGGAGCGCCCUGCGACUACAACCCGGUCGGGACUUUCUACAAGGACGCGGAGGGCUCGUGCGCUUUCUCGAGCCGCGAGGACCAGCCGCUGUUUGUCACUCAGGAGCAUCAGCAGCGCAAAGCGGAGUGCCCGGAGCAGACUGUCAGUAUGAGCAGCAGCAUUGACGACAAGUCCUCCACUCUGAUCUACCCGUGGAUGCAGAGGAUGAACGCCUGCUCCGCCGACACACGACUACAGAUAUCGAGUGCACUCUCAGGCCCAUUUGGCAACAGUGGCCGCAGGGGCCGACAGACCUACACCCGCUACCAGACUCUGGAGCUGGAGAAGGAGUUCCACUUUAACCGCUACCUGACCAGGAGGCGCCGGAUAGAGAUCUCCCACGCCUUGUGUCUGACGGAGAGACAGAUCAAAAUCUGGUUUCAGAACCGCAGGAUGAAGUGGAAAAAGGAGAACAAACUCCUCAAUCCCUCAAAGACACCCGAGGAGGAGGAAGAGGCGGAGAAAAAGAGCUAAAGGACACUGAAAGAAAGAAAGAAAGAAAGAAAGAAAGAAAGAAAGAAAGAAAGAAAGAAAAGGCAUGUGUGUGUGUGUGUGUGUGUGUUUGUGUGCACACUCCCCAGAAUAAAAUGAUGUAUUAUUUCUUUGUAGAUAAAAAAAAAAGUGCUGCAAAAAUCCCAUGUUUAGAGACGUGUAGAGUGAUAGACUUCAGUAUCUGCACGGUGAUAAUGUCUGCAUUAGGUUAAAAUCAGGUCCUCCUCUGUUUGUCCUUGUGCUCGUGUGUUUUUUAUUUUUAGGGGACUAUAUGCAAACAAAAUCCGCCAACAUGUAAAUAAUUUUUAAGUGUUUAGUUCUCGACAAUGUUGUUACCUCAUUAUUCGUAUAGACCUACUGAGUUUUUAUCUCCAUGAUUUCUGUCUACAUGACAUUAAAAGAAAAGAAAAAAAAAGAGUCCUUUCACUGUACAUCUUGUGGUGUGGUUGUUUCUAUAAUAGUCCAUAUUGUUGUUUACAGCUGUGCCAUCUUACAUUUGUACAGAGGGAAGAAAAAAAAAAUGUUACAUGUUAUUUAUUGUUGUUCACCUGUGUUCAAUGCACAUCUGGAUAUUGUGUGCAAUAUUUUUGUUUAGGAGAAAUUGUACAUAGAAAUAAAGGCUUUUUGAUGUA